Molecule: messenger RNA, 784 nt
Organism: Cygnus atratus (black swan)
Lineage: Eukaryota; Metazoa; Chordata; Aves; Anseriformes; Anatidae
Product: uroplakin-3b-like protein 1
Exons: 6
Source: RefSeq, a predicted model, not a curated record
AUGCUCCCGCUGCUCCUCCUGCUGCUGGCCACGGCCCACGGCCUGCAGGAGCUCACGUACGAGCCGACCCUCACCCAGUGGAACCUGGGCGGCCGGAUCACCGGCAGCACCUUCGUGCUGGAACAGCCCCGCUGCGCCUUCGACAACAGCACGAUGCAAACAACCACCAGCAUCUGGCUGGUGGUGGCCGACGCCGCGGCCUCCGUGAGCUUCACCAACAGCGUGCAGCCGGGGAUGCCCGAGUGGGCUUUCCAGAGCUUCCCCGCCAACACCUCCGCCUACCUGACGCUCAACGCCACCCUCCUCAACUACCCCUGCCCCAAAGACCCCAAGGAGAUCACGGUGCUGCGCGUGGGCAGUGAGACCAGCUGUGCCAAAGACACGUCCAGACCCACCUGUAACGGCCCCCUGCCCAGCCCCGGGACCUACAAGUGAGCCUGGGUGAAGUUCCUCGCCCUGAACGGCUUCGAGCCCGUGGCUGAGACGAAGUGGUCGAAGCCCAUCGAACUGAAGACAGCCCAGCAGCCCCCGAGCGGCCCUGGUGCAGGCGGCAAGCGCAGCGCCGACAUGAUCGCCAUCACCUCCAUCCUCUCCAUCCUCCUCGCCGUCCUGCUGGCCGGCAUGGUGGCCAUGCUGGCCUUCUGCGGCUCCGACCCCUGCGGCCGCGGCGGCAUCUUCAAGCCGGAGGUGGCGUCCGUGCGGCGCUACACCACCCACCACGUCUACGACCAGCCGGCCGCACGCCUCUGAGCCCUGCCACCGGCCGGGACCGGAGGGGACACCG